AGAAAAACGAACACCACCUUUUGAAUUCAACGUUAGUAUAAUAAUUAAGGGGUAUGAUUUCCUCGAACUUCGACUACCAUCUUUAUUACAGAUUCCCAUUUCUGAUGUAAAUUUCUUUAUCAGAUCCACAAUUUUGAUUUUAAACUUAUGUAAUCACAAUCAACAAACAAAUCUUACUGUUUUUGAUUGAUUUAAAGGGUUUGAAUUUAUGGAUUGGAACAUCGCAAUCGGUUACACUCCAAUUUUGUUCUGUUUCAAUGGAGUUUUAAUAAGGUAAACACAAGCGUCUCGAAAAGAUGCAGGCGCAUUUGAAAUUGAGAGGAACCACCGCUAGGGUUAACAACCAACAAGCUACAUUUGAGCUAAAACAUCGCGUGGUAAUUGCACUAAACAAGAUAUCUGAUCGAGAUACAUACCAAAUAGGGGUUGAUGAGCUUGAAAGAACAAUCAAAAGUUUAACUCCAGAAAACGUGUCCCCAUUUUUGUCAUGCAUCUUAGACACAGAUUCAGAGCAGAAAAAGGCUGUUCGUAAGGAAUGUAUCAGACUCAUGGGUACCCUCGCAACCUUCCACCAUGAUCUCAUUGGUCCUCACAUAGGAAAAAUGGUUUGUAGCAUAGUGAAAAGACUAAAAGAUCCUGAUGCUGUUGUGAGAGAUGCUUGUGUGGAUACCAUGGGUGUUUUGGCAUCCAGAUUAACUUCUUUUGAGGGAAAUUUUGUUGUUUUAGUGAAACCUCUUUUUGAAGCAAUAUGUGAGCAAAAUAAACAUGUUCAAAAUGGUUCUGCUCUAUGUUUAACUCGGGUGAUUGACAAUGCAAUGGAUCCUCCAGUGUCUAUUCUACAAAGAAUGUUAAUAAAGACAACAAAGUUGCUCAAUAAUCCACACUUCAUGGUGAAACCAGCCAUUAUUGAGUUAAACAGAAGUAUCAUUCAGGCAGGAGGGGCCUCAACAGAAAGUAGUUUAAGUGUUGCAAUGACUAGCAUUCAAGAAGCUCUUAAGAACAGUGAUUGGAGUACACGUAAAGCUGCAUCUUUAGCAUUAGCAGAAUUUGCAUCAAGUAAUUCAUCAUAUUUUGGAUCUUUCAAAUCAUCUUCUAUACACUCCCUUGAAUUAUGUCGCUUUGACAAGGUCAAACCAGUUAGGGACACAGUACUGCAGGCCUUAAAGCUCUGGAGAAGUCUUAAAGCAACUGAUGCUUUUGAAUGCUCAGAAGCUCGAUCUUCUAUUAAAGGAGGUGAUUAUAGUGAGUCCAAAGUGAAGGAUACAAGAGUUCCAUUUUCAGUUAGAAAGAAUGAUAGUAGUAGUAAUGUGGGGAGUCCUCAUAAUUCCAAACCAAAUGAUUGGAAUAUCAAAGUCAGUGUCCCAAAUACCCACAAUAUUUCUUUAUUAUAUCCUCAUGAUGAAGAAUCUGAAGGAAGUUCUGUUACAAAAGCAUUCACAAGUACUCAAGAUAUUGGAUAUGAAUACGUGCCCAUGGAUGACAAACAUGAGUUAUCUUCCACAUCCAAUAUUGACACUGAAAAAUUUGAAGCUAAAUUGAUGGGAGUGAAUCGAUUACUAGUGGAUAAAGAAAUGAGUAGUGAAGAACAGAGAUACUAUUCAAAAAUUGAGGAUCAUAAAAGUAAUGAAUCGAAUGUUAGAGAAUCGGUUUCUGAAUUUAUUCAUGGAUGUUGCAUGCAAACAACAAAAGAAAUAAGUUUGUUUCGAGAGAAGCUUCAGGAUAUAGAUAACAAACAAUCAAAUCUCUUGCAUCUUUUGAAGGGGUUUACUAGCAAGACAAUAGAUAGCUUGUCAAUAAUACAAUCAAAGGUGUCAAGUUUGGAACACGUAGUGGAUCAAAUGGCACAAAACAUUCAUGAUCAUAAAGGAAGAAAUUUAAAAUCAACCUCCAAUUUUUUGAAAAAAAGUUCUCCAAGACCCUCAACAUGCACUCCAAGGCAAUCACUGGAUACACUCACUAGACAAUCUCCAUUACAGCACCCCAAACAAUCCGAUGCUUCUGAAGACUCCACAUUUUAUAGGGGCAAAUCCGGAAAUUCAACCAACCAAGGCAUAGACUCAUGGAUGCACCCCAUAAGUAGAAACAAUGUAGUCAAGGACACACAAAAGGCCAUCUCUAGUAUAAAUAGAAAGAAAGAUUUAGAUGCUGCUUAUGUUGAUGCCUUGAAUUCGGGUGAUGAGGUGGCAUUAGUAUAUCUUCUUGACAAAACGGGCCCCGUUUUGGAAAAGUUAUCACACAUGACUGUGAAUGUGAUUGUUAACACUUUGGCAACAUUCUUGUCAGAACAACGGUUUAUGAACUCGAUAAUCCCUUGGCUACAUCAGGUGGUGGAAUUAAGUGGUGUCCAUGGAUCAAACCACCUUCUACUCACUGCAAAAACAAGGAGAGAAUUUUUGUAUGCAAUUCAGGAAGCUAUGAACAUGGAAUUACCAAAUACUACAUCAAGAAGAUCAAUAACACAAUUAGUAACAAAAAUGCAUCAAUUUUGGGGAAAAUGCUCCUGAGAUGACUUUGUGAGGGAUGCUCAUUAGAUGUUUGUGCUUGUGGUAUAUUGUUUUUUUUUAUCUGAAUAUAAAAAGAAAAAAAGAAAAACAGAAAGUUGUUUUAGUAGCAGAGAAUGUUUUUUUAAACCAUUCUCUCAACAAUUGUUCUAUAUGC
Messenger RNA from Lactuca virosa, 2658 nucleotides. NCBI's taxonomy places the organism in Eukaryota, Viridiplantae, Streptophyta, Magnoliopsida, Asterales, Asteraceae. The record is from the annotation of a GenBank genome assembly.